Molecule: messenger RNA, 635 nt
Organism: Mangifera indica (mango)
Lineage: Eukaryota; Viridiplantae; Streptophyta; Magnoliopsida; Sapindales; Anacardiaceae
Exons: 2
Coding region: 155-538 (127 amino acids)
Source: RefSeq, a predicted model, not a curated record
GUGCGCCGCGGUACGCAUUAUCACACUCUAACUUGAGUUGAGCAGUAGACAGUAAAAUUACUCCGUCAAAUAAAUAUAACUUUAUUCGUCGCAAAACCCUUCUAACCCCCUACAUGUAAACCCUCGCCCUGUCUCAACAUCGAGAUUUGCAGACAUGGUGGAUCCAUGGUGGUCUCUGUUGGGUGCAGCAAUACCAGCUGUAAUUAUUGGGCAGGCUAUGAGGAUGAAGAAAAGGAGAGCUGAAGAGCAGAGGCAGAACAGGGCAAGAGGGCGAGAGAAGAGCUCUGAUGAUAUUUUUGUUUGUGAGAGAGUGUGCACUUCAAAGAGAAUGCUAAAGAAGGUUGGUGCACUGUCAAAAGACCCAACAACUGAUACUUGUGUAACUGUUUGUGGUAUUUCUGAGCUUGAUGCUUGUGCUGAUGCGUGUGCAAGAACUGUAUGUGUUAAUCAACACCAAGUCCCCAAUUGGAAUGACAUCUGUCUUAAGAAGUGCCAAAGUGAGUGCCUUCGUUUAUCAAAUUCCUCUGUUAUUUCAUAAUAAGUUGCUUAUUAUUAUCUGACUUGGAUUCAUAAACGGUUUCUUGUAAUAUGCAAUGUUCUAGGGAAUUGAUGAUUGGCCAAUUUUCACUAGUUCA